AUCAUCCCAAUCACCUACAUCAUCAUCGACAGCUACAAUUCAUCAAUCAUCAUCAUCAAAUAUGAAUAAAUAUGAGCUUGAAAAUUCUGUAUCCGAAUUGUUUCGUUUGUUUAAUGUUUCAGAAGCUAAAAAUUUUAAUCGUGAAACAAUCGCCGAACGUUUUGAAAAAGGUCUCAAUCGGCAAUCAUCAAAACCGUUUUCCAUAUUCUAUAAUCGUUUAAGUGAUAAUCCAAAAUUUGUUGAACAAUAUAAUCCAUUGAAAUGCCAAAACUCCAGAGAAGUUGAUCCAUUCGUUAGAUUUAUGGUUCGAGUUCGUGAAGAUAAAAAUAUGAGCAACUUUAUGAACAAUUACAAUGAUAUCGUACAGAGCAAGAGUAAAUUCUGUCCAAAUUCGACGACAAAAAAUAACCAAAUUUCUACACAGAUUUAUCGUCGAACGAAUCAAACAUCACCACGUGUGUCAAGGCCAUCAUCAGCCACAUCUGCUUUGUUGAAUAUGGUCAAUCAACAAGAUUUUAAUCCACUCAAAUAUCAAAUGUCCGCUGCUGAACAUUCGAAUAAUAUAGUCAAAUCAAAAACACUUGGAGCAAGAUCAAUAGAGGCAAAAAGUCCACUACGAUCAUUACAAACACCGAAAGGUGGUCAUAAUCCAAGUCUUUUGGCAUCACCAAUGAUCACUAAUGUUGAUAGUGGACAAAACGGUCAAGAUGAUACAAAUGAUAUAUCAUUUAAAUCACAGACGUCAACGACAGUUUUGAAUUCGAAGAAAACCAUUUCAAAUCAUCAACAUAAUCAUAAUCAAAGUCGCAAGAUACCGCCAUAUUUAUCUCGAGAUUUUCAUCCAUGUGAUUGGCCUAAAGAGAAUGAUUGUUUCAAUACACUCGGAACGUAUCCGGUACAAGAACAAGAACAGCUUUUACUCAGGGAUCUCCUUUUUGUUCUAAUUGGUAUCGAGGGCCGUUUCAUUCGUCUUCUACGGUCACAAGAUUCAAGCCAUUAUAAGUUAAUACUUGAUCCUAGUACGGAUCAUUUUUUCGCCGUAACUACGCAAAGAAUUCUUAAAAUCUGUUAUCAUUAUUCGACUAUUAUUAGUUUUGUUGAAUCUCGUGUAUAUGGUCUGGUCAAUCAGGCAUUAGUAGCUAGUAUUCAUCAACAUCUUUAUGAUUAUAAUAUGACCAUAUGUCAGAUGGAAGAUUCUUUGAUGAAAAAUGACCUAUUCCUACAGAAAAUGUUUUUCAUUUUACUUCCUUAUUUUUCAACAUUUGCCCUAUUGAAAGAAAUUUGUGCCAAACUUUAUAAAAACAAAAGUGUCGGUGGUGCUGUUCUCACUUUGUUACAUGAAAAAACUAAAUCCAUACAAGGAAUGGAUAAUAAUGCUCUUGAGCUUUGUCUAAUGCUCACUAAAUCAGCUGCCAUACCUUAUUUUGAUAUAAUGAAAACAUGGAUCUACUAUGGAGAGAUUGGUGAUCCACGUAAAGAAUUUUUUAUUGAAGAUACACAUAGCCAUCAAAGUGUCGGUGUGAUGGGUGGUGGUACUUACUACGCUGGAACAUCUGGCAACAGCCAUCAAAAUGGCCGAUCGGCAACUGAUGGUUUGAAUAAUAGCAGCAGUAUUCAAUCACAGAAUCAAUCACAUCAUCAUAAUGAUACGGAUCUUGUCGAAUCUGAUGACGAAUAUGAUGAUGAUUUUGGCAAAUUUAAUGAUAAAUAUUGGGAUGUUCGUUAUCGUAUAAAUUCCUCAAAAACACCAUGUUUUCUUCGUAAAUACGAACAAGUCAUUUAUAAAACUGGUAAAUAUGUAUCGAUCAUCAAUAAGGUAAAACAACUGUUCCUGAAAUCUUCUAAAGUCAUUCCGAUACCUCAAUCGAUAUUCCAACAACAAAAUCAACAACAACAGCAUCAAAUGCAUAAUCUAGGUGCAACAACGACGGUAGGCAGCAGUGUUCUUCAAAGUGAUGCUGCAUCAUCGUUUGUUCCAAAACAUUAUGGAUCGAAUGCCGUUAUGAAUACGAUUGGAGGAGGAAAUAGUCCGUUCAUGUUCAUGAAUAAUCCUAAUGCUAAUAAUAAUUAUUAUGGUCAUCACCAACAUCAUUCGACCAACCCAAUGAUGACUGAUAAUACAUCUUUUGCAUAUUCGAUGGCUUCAUCAUCUUCAUCGAAUGCAUCAAAUCAUUCGGGUGGUGGUGGUGGUGCACCCGCACAACCUGCCAGUACAAUGGCCGCCAUUUUUACUCCGAAACCAGAAGAGAUUUAUUAUUCAUUCGAUGAAUCCACUUAUUUAGCACCGAUACAAUCAGCUUAUGAAGAAGCCAGUUCCCAACUAUUGCAUAUCCUUGUUCAUGAAUCUCAAUUGGUCGAAACAUUCAAUGCUGUGCGGCAUUAUAUGCUUCUAUCAAUGGGUGAUUUUAUUGUACAUUUUAUGAAAUUCGCCUCUAAAGAUCUUUGUAAACGUACGGAUUCUGUGGUUCAACAUCGUUUAGAUUCAAUGAUGGGUAUGGCAUUAGGUAUAUCGGUUUGUCAUUCCGAUAGACAAUAUCUAAAAGAUGAUCCACAUGUUGAAUUUGUUGGAAAAUCGUUUCUAAAACAAAUCUAUCAGAUUAUGAAACCAUUUGCAACUCAAGAGGAUAAUUCUUUUAAUACAUCAUUCGCAAAUGAUCCUUCGCCUUCAUCAUCGUAUCUACUUCGAUGUGAUGAAGAUGCCGAAGAUGAUGAUGAUGAUGUUGCUCUUAAUCGUUCAAUUAUAAGUUCUGUAAUUGAAGAUCAAGAAUUCAACGCGAACGACGAUUCAAUUGAUUCAAUUAUUCGCCGACCACCAAGAUAUUUGAACAACAAAAAUAAUUCACCCAAUUCCAAAUCAAUGGAUAACAAGUCUAACACUUCGACGUUGAAAAAAAAGUCCAUUGUUAUGAACGAAAUGAAUGCUUGUGAAUCAUCAAAAUUAUUUUGUUACGAAUCAUUAAUGCUCAAAUUCGAUGUACCAUUCCCAUUAUCAUUGAUUUUCACGCAGAAAUCUGUCGUUUGCUAUGAAUUACUUUUCCGUUAUAUUUUCCUAUGUCGUUAUGCUGAAAUGGAACUUGAAGAAACAUGGAAAGAUAAUAUUUUGAAUGUUCAGCUAAAACGUUGUGAUACGCUUACGUUGUUGAAUCAAUUGACCAACAGUAGUGGUAAAACGGAUCAACAACAAGAUCAAACAAAUCAUGCCCGAUUAUUGGCUAAAUCAUUCAAAUCUAUCCAUAAGAAAGCAUUUGCAUUACGUUAUAAAAUGAUUGCUUUUGUUCGAAAUUUUCAUUAUUUCUAUGCAUUCGAAGUAAUCGAUCCAUCAUUUUCACAAUUCAUUAGUCAAAUCACUAAACGUGGCUCAAGUCUUGAUUCGGUGAUUGAAUGUCAUGAAAAAUUUCUUGAACACUGUUUCAGUAGUUGUUUUCUGACAUCAUUGGAGAUUACGACCAUCAUUAUCAAGAUAUUUACACUUUGUAUUGAAUUAUCUCAUUUAUUGAAAGAUUCAAUCGAUGCUGAAGAUCAAUCAACAAUGAUGGAAAGUAGUUGUUUUUUUGGUCAAUCUUUAAAGUCUUCCAAUCAAUCACCCACAAAGCCAACAACAACGUCAAGCAGCAUUAGCAAAAAUCUUGCACGUGAAUUCGAUUCGGCUGCUAAUUCCGAAGUAGAUGAAGAUUUAAUUCAUGAAAAAUUGAAUAAACUUUAUUUUUCUAAUCGAAUAUUUGGCGGUUUAUCAGAUAAUCAUCAAACCAAAGUAGGAGGACAAACUACUACUAAUACUAAUAGAUCGUUUACGAUCAAAGAUAUCAUUGACAAAGCAAACACCGAAUUUGAUUCAUUAGUAAGCCAGCUGUUGAAAAAGAUUUAUUCCGAUAAUUGUGAAUAUCAUAUGAUGUUUCCAUUUGUUGCAAGGUUGGAUUAUAACGAUUUUUAUCGAUUCCAAAUAAUGGAAUUAAAAAACAAUUCAUUUGUGUCAUAAAGGUUUUUCUAUUUAUUUAAACGUCUUAUUCGUGGCCAUAUUUUUAUUGAGAAAAAUUUAUUAUAAUCUUAAAAAGAAUAAAAUUACCGAAAUCUGCGGUAUAACAUGUUUGUUG
Messenger RNA from Dermatophagoides farinae (American house dust mite), 4091 nucleotides. RefSeq lists its product as uncharacterized. Gene Ontology annotation, molecular function: microtubule minus-end binding; gamma-tubulin binding. The record is from RefSeq and is a predicted model, not a curated record. Lineage: Eukaryota; Metazoa; Arthropoda; Arachnida; Sarcoptiformes; Pyroglyphidae. Gene Ontology annotation, cellular component: microtubule organizing center; spindle pole; gamma-tubulin complex. Gene Ontology annotation, biological process: cytoplasmic microtubule organization; mitotic cell cycle; spindle assembly.